This is a messenger RNA of Entrophospora candida, 380 nucleotides long. Lineage: Eukaryota; Fungi; Glomeromycota; Glomeromycetes; Entrophosporales; Entrophosporaceae. The record is from the annotation of a GenBank genome assembly.
UUGAAGAACAUUCAAAUGCAAGCGAAAUCAUUGAUGCUGAGGAUUCAAUGUCUAAUAUAUCUGAUGUAACAAUUAUGUUAGAACCAAUUGAGCAUGCUACAAAAUUAUUGUCUGCUUCUUCAUAUUGUACACAUGGUGAUGUUAGGUUUUGUUUCUUGAGUAUCUUAGAAGACUUGGAAACUCAUUAUAAUAAUGACAACUUUACUCAACCUAUGAUUGCAAAUAGCAUUCAUCACAAAUUAGAAGAAUAUUGGCCAUUUUUAGAUACCAGCUCACAAAUUUCUUCAAUAUUGGAUCCCCAUUGUAAAUUAUCAGCAUUUAAAGAAGGAGAGAGGGAGGAUGUAAAAAAUCUAAUUUUGCAAUUGUCUUUACAUUAUGAG